Molecule: messenger RNA, 1293 nt
Organism: Synchytrium microbalum
Lineage: Eukaryota; Fungi; Chytridiomycota; Chytridiomycetes; Synchytriales; Synchytriaceae
Exons: 2
Coding region: 1-1293 (430 amino acids)
Biological process (GO): protein insertion into mitochondrial inner membrane from matrix; mitochondrial respiratory chain complex III assembly
Cellular component (GO): mitochondrial inner membrane
Molecular function (GO): ATP hydrolysis activity; ATP binding
Source: RefSeq, a predicted model, not a curated record
AUGUCAGACCCAGUAUCUCUCAUAGCCAAUCCGUACUUUUCAGCAGGAUUUGGCCUGAUAGGGGUGACAGCAGGUCUAGCAGUCCUGCGCCAGGGAGCCGUCUAUGGCAUGACACUUGCUCGUCGUCAUUUUCUCGUCACUUUGGAGAUUCCAUCAAAAGAUGCAUCUUACAGCUGGGUGCUGGCAUGGCUGUCAUCGCAACGAGAAGCCGCCUCCAAAGGGCAGAAAGCUGGACUGACUAGUAUGGGAAUGUCGCAUCAACUGUCUGUAGAAACCACGUACUCAAAGCGUGAUGAUGGAUCUGCUCUGGCAUCAUUUGUGCUAGCUCCUGGACCCGGCUCACAUUAUUUUAGAUACAAGAGAGCAUGGUUUAAAGUGGAACGAAUACGUGAAAAAGCCAUGAUAGAUCUCAAAUCCGGUACGCCCUGGGAAACCAUCACAUUCACAACUCUAUCUCGAGAUCGGCCGUUACUGUCAGAGCUCUUGAAGGAGGCCACAGAGCUCGCAAUGUCGAAACAAACAGGAAAGACAAUUAUAUAUACAUCGAUGGGACCCGAAUGGAGACCGUUUGGUAGACCUAGGUCACGACGCCCACUAGCAUCCGUUAUAUUAGAUGAAGGGAUUUCAGACCGCAUAAUAACAGAUGUCCAACGAUUCUUGAAAAUGGGUCAGUGGUAUCAAGAACGUGGUAUACCAUAUCGUAGAGGCUAUUUAUUAUACGGGCCGCCUGGUAGUGGCAAGAGUAGUUUUAUACAAGCAUUGGCAGGGGACUUGCAUUAUAAUAUCUGUGUCUUGAAUCUCUCUGAACGGGGUAUGACGGACGACCGACUGAAUCAUCUACUAUCACAUGCACCACCACGCAGUAUUAUUUUACUAGAAGAUGUAGAUGCCGCAUUCCCUAGCAGAACAGCCACAGCAAUGUCUGAGCUAGAUCGUAAACAAGGGUUUACAUCCAUGCUCACAUUCUCGGGACUCUUGAAUGCUCUAGACGGUGUCACAUCCGCAGAAGAACGGAUUAUAUUCAUGACUACAAAUCACGUUGUAAGACUUGAUCCAGCAUUGAUUCGACCUGGUCGAGUAGAUGUGAAACAUCUUGUGGGAGCCGCUACGCCAUUUCAGAUCCGCAGUAUCUUUUUAAGGUUUUAUGGAUCUGACAAGGUUGAUAAAGCCGAUAUAUUUGUAAAUGCGUUGGCUGGUAGAGAUGUCAGUAUGGCACAGCUUCAGGGACAUUUUGUGCUUUAUCAGGAUGACGUGGAUCAGGCUGUUGCAAACGCCAAAUCACUUGUAAGCUAG